AUGGGAGAAAACUGGGAGAACCAUUCAGUAUCUCAAGAGAGUAAAUCCAAGAAGCUGGAGAGUAAAAACCAUUCAGGCGUCCCCAAGAGUGAUCUUUGGACUGAUGGGCUUAUCUGCGCCUUUGAGUUUAUCCGUGGCGCAAAGAAGCAUACUGAUCCAAAGCAUGUUUACUUGAAGCAAGACGAUGGACAAACCAGAGUUACUUCCCCCGUGUUCAGUCAUAACCCUUUCGUUGAUUCCCCUGCACUCGACGUUACAAGGUCAAGGUCGGCGUCUUCUUUGGAAUUUAAAGAUGACCAUCUGCUUCCAACAGUUCAUGUUGAGAGGUAUGAGGGAAGCCGUUGGGUACCUAUUGGUUGGGCUAGAAUAUCUGAGCUGCUUCAGAUGGUGCAAGUAAACGCGGAGUGGCCUAACUUGGAGUUGAUGGAUGAGGAAGAGGAUGUCCCCGUUACGGAUUUAGCUGCUCCGUAUUGGGAACGACCUGGUGGCCCUACAUGGUGGUGCCAUGUGGCUGCUGGGCACUCUUCUGUUGAGGCAUGGCUCAGAAGUGCUACGUGGUUGCAUCCUGCGAUUAGUCUUGCGUUGAGGGAUGAAAGUAAGCUAAUAAGUGAACGUAUGAGACACCUUCUAUACGAGGUUCCAGUGAGGGUUGCUGGAGGUUUACUGUUUGAGCUUUUAGGACAAUCAGUUGGUGAUCCACUAAUCAGUGAGGAUGAUGUUCCUGUUGUGUUUCGAGCUUGGCAAGCUAAAAACUUCUUAGUAACUGUGAUGCACGUAAAAGGAAAUGUAUCGACCACCAAUGUCCUUGGCGUCACUGAAGUAGAGGAGCUGCUUUACGCAGGAGGUUAUAAUGUACCAAGAACAGUUCAUGAAGUCAUAUCACACUUGGCUUGCCGUCUUUCACGAUGGGAUGAUAGGCUAUUCCGUAAAUCCAUAUUCGGUGCUGCUGAUGAAAUCGAGCUGAAGUUUAUGAACAGGAGAAACCAUGAGGAUGUAAAUCUCUUCAGUAUCAUUCUCAACCAAGACAUCAAAAAAUUAUCAAGACAGGUCAUCCGAGUGAAGUGGUCACUACACGCGAGAGAGGAGAUUAUCUUUGAGCUUCUCCAGCAUCUGAGGGGGAACCUAGCUCGACGUUUGUUGGAAGGUUUGAGGAAGAACACAAGGGAAAUGCUAGAGGAACAAGAAGCAGUACGUGGACGUCUCUUCACGAUACAAGAUGUCAUGCAAAGCAGUGUCCGUGCUUGGUUACAGGACAAAAGCCUGAGAGUAAGCCAUAACUUGGCCGUGUUUGGAGGAUGUGGUCUUGUGCUAACCAUAAUAGUGGGACUGUUUGGUAUCAACGUGGAUGGUAUCCCCGGUGCGCAGAACACGCCUUACGCGUUUGGUCUCUUCACUCUACUCAUGGUUGUCAUAGGAGCGGUUCUGAUUGCAGUGGGUCUGAUAUACUUGGGGCUCAAAAAGCCCAUCACAGAAGAACAGGUAGAAAUUAGAAAGCUGGAGCUACAAGACGUGGUCAAGAUAUUUCAACACGAAGCAGAGACUCAUGCGCAAGUCAGGAGAAACAACCUCUCUCCUACUGCUGGAGAUGUGUUUGAUGGUAACUAUAUAGUCCUCCAGUGA
This is a messenger RNA of Thlaspi arvense, 1620 nucleotides long. NCBI's taxonomy places the organism in Eukaryota, Viridiplantae, Streptophyta, Magnoliopsida, Brassicales, Brassicaceae. The record is from the annotation of a GenBank genome assembly.